CGCUGAUACAGACAUUGAGAUUUAUCUAUCAUCACGUGACUAAGUUACACCCUACCGGUCGUAAGAUAUUCUGAAAAAGAAAUCUUUUUGUCAAUCAGAGGGCACAUGCGCGAUGAAAGAUGAAUUUUCCGAGAAACUCCUUAAAGCUCAGUGAACCGUGGGUAAUGAAACAAUUCUUCGCAAGUCAUCGAGCUCGGAUCAAAACAGAUCACAAGUUCAGCGUUUAGAGUUUCCUUGUUAAACAUUCUUGAAAUAAUGGACCAACGAGAGAAGACACGUGGGCAUCGCUGCGCGGCUAAUUUUGGGAUUGCAAUAGCUGUGUUAUACAUCGUGUUAACAACGAUUUGUAUGGUUUCUUUGUACCGUAUUGUAAUAUCACAGACAGCAAGAAUACAAUCUCUCGAGACAGUCGCAGGCACAUUGGCAGCUCGUGUUUACAAGUUGGAAGGCAGCUUCACAGCUCAGAAAUCUCACGGAAGAUCUGCGGGUGAAACUGAAGGUGUUUUGGAGGAGAAAUCUAAACAGCUGAAAACCAAGGUUAGGCUGAUAGAUGUUAUCAGAGGCGCGAUUUUUACGUUGUCGCAAUUAAUUUCGUAUUCAAAGACUAUUAUGAAUUUGUAAUUAGUGUUUUUAAGAGGGGACGGAAAGUAAUUGUUCAUUUCUGCUGUUUGCAGCUUGCUUUAGCCGAUACAUCACAAGAAAGGGCUAAAAGACAGAUGGGAGGUAUUUGUCCGUGUCUCCAAGGUAAUAAGUCUGUUGUUGCUUCAAUAAACAUGACAUUUUUUCGGUAUUUGAUUGCUAAAAGGUUAACAAGGGUGCAAGGAAUUAAGCUUACCUUAAAAAACACACACCGUCAAGGCCGAUAACAUGAAAAGCUUACUAGCUAAUAAAGCAUAAAGUUAAAAAAAGGCUGUAAAAAACAACUUAUAAGUUCGAUGGAGGGAAGAUCUGGGACGCCUGAACAACGUUUAAUAGCCAACGGUUUGAUCGUGUCGUGGAACACGUAAGAAAACCAAUAUGAGUAGUUUAUAAGAAGGAGUUUCUUCCGCGAAAACAAGUACUAGAUAGGGUAUUGAUCUGUAGAAGGGCGUAAACGACGUGUGCCAGUUGAAAUAAAUAUCUCCAAGAAAACUUCAAAGGGAAACCAAACAGAUAGAUGUACCCAACUUUGACGUGUUUACUUCCGCAUUUGAGACAAAAAGUCGUGCCGGUAGAUUGACAAGACCACUGAUAAACUAGUGUUUUAAAACGCGAUUCCGAGAAAAUGAAACAAUUAGAAAUGAAUAGAUUACGCCGACGGCGUCAAUAUCUCUGCAAAAACAAGCGUCUUCUAAUCAGUGCGCUAAAAAAUCUCAGUAUUAGAGACUGGAUUGGAAGCCGCGGUAGCGGUGACCAAAAUGCAGCGGACGGAUUUCUUAUUACAUUGUGCCUGUAGAAGCCGGUCGUUAGAAGAUAUUCUUAUGUCAAGAAGAGAGACCUUUAAAAUAACUGAAACGUAGCGGAAUUCGAGUUUGCACCCAUCGAAACUGGGCUGAUUAAAAAAGGUCAUAUAGAUGACAGAACUUCGCGUCCGCUAAUUUGCUAAAUGUAACAACAAAUUGUUAGAUUCUCACUUCCGGAGUAGGAAACGUUUUAUUUGAUAAAGCAUUAAAAGGAAGACUCCACUUAUGUAUAUUUAGGCUAUUUACGAUGAAAAUAUCCGGCAUUUCAAGAGUAAUGACGCCUUACCGAUUCAUGUAACAUUUGAUAUGGCACUUCACAUUUUAAGGAUUUUAACUGAAAUCCUCACAUUAAAGAAGACAAGACAAGCUUUGUUGUUAGUUACAAUAAAGAGACUUGCGCAUUUUUGGUAACAUUUUCGUGUUCGCUCACUUCCAAAUUCCUUCAAUCAACCUUUAUUUGGUGCUUCUUCUAAUUGCAUAGACAAAUAAAGGCCUUUAGUUCACUUUUUAGGAAGUGUUUAAAUGACGGGCAGCAGGCUAAGGUCUUAAAAUCACCAAAUGACCGACGAAUGCGCUCGUGGCUAAUUUAACUUGUUUCUCUAAUAUAUUUGCUGAGUAGACAAAGUGAACUAGGGGUUAGAACAUAAGGAAUAUAGAGCUUUCUAUAUGGUUACAACCAUUUUUAGAGUUUUGAAAAUCUUGACUGGCAGCCGGCCAUAUAGCCUGCAGACACCUUUUUCAGCUCUUGUUUCACUCACCGAUAAAACGAGAGUGAAACAAAAGCUGAAAAAGGCGUCUGCUCUCGAAGGCUCACGGCCACAAGCUACUUUUAAGCGCCCAUUACUGCCACGCUACGAUAUUGAACCGAGUGGAGCAUAUUCGGCAAUUGAAACUCGAAGUGAACACACAAUUACUUUCAAGCUUCGUUGGAUUUUGAAGCAUGCAGUUUUCUGGAGAGGUGAAAGCUUUACACCCGACAUGUACUGCCCUCAAGCGUUCAGCGUUAGCGGCAGCUUUAUCCCAAAGAAUUGAUCAAAUAUGAACUUAAUCAAUUGUCAAAGCGGCCAUUUUGCUCUGAAAUUGGUCAAGGACUUAAAAGAAAGGUUGCACACAAUUAUAUUCUCUGCUUUAUCGUAAUCGCUUUAAACUUUCUUUUCUUUUCACUUCAAUAUCACCUUGUGCCUUUUGUCCUUAACAACUCUGCCAAGUCCUACUGAUUUCUUAGCGUGAACUUUUUUUGUUUACUCGGAAGUUCUCGGGUUGUUUUGGCUAACAAAAUAAAUCCAAUCGGAAUGGUAUUACAAAUGUCACGAAUUUUGAGUCACGUAUUUCAAGAGAGCCUUCUAAACCAUUGUUUGUUAACCAGAGUAAUUUGUCUUCAGCCCUUGACGGGUUUGGCAACUUGACAAAAAAAGGCUGGUUUUGUUGGCUCUAUUGUCUUUAAACAGAUUGGGAUUAUUUACCAUAACAUAACGACACGGUCAUAGGAAAUCAUUCGACAAGGCUUUCUAACGAUCUUUUGGCAAAAGAUUUUAGCAACUAUUAUAGAAAUGUGUCGGGAAAAAAAUCGAAUCUGUACCUGAUGUGCAAAACGUAUUAUGGUGACUCUCCGAGAACUUUUAAUUAAUAAAACACAAGUUUUGAAAGUGACUAGGCCUUUUGCAGAUUCUUAAUUCAUUACAUUCGCCGGCUUCCCGAUUAAAAUGCAAGUAACUUUCAGAAUUCCGAUGCUAUGCUGUCUAGCUACCGAUGCACAAACCAGUCAGCGCUAAGAUAUAAGGAUCAAAAUGUAACCCUUGAAGGCAAAAAUUCUACCAGAUUUUACCAAAGGUGGUAAAAACACCCCACCUGGCACUCUCUUAAGAGGUGCCAAAUGAACCGACAAUUAAUUAACUGUUUCAAAAUAUACACUUCAUCCCGUCACCUGUGUAUUCUGAAUAAUACUAAUUCACACCCGACAGACGAUGCCCUUGUGGCGUGGGCGUAAAUUGCAUUUGAAAGAACAAAACGAUAGAAGUUUAUAACAAUGGCCUGACCAAAAUAAUAGAUAUUUACAAGAUCCCGACUUCGUAUAAAUGAUGCUGGAGGAAAAAAUGACUUUGACAUCGUUCUAAUGGGGUCGAAUAGACUUGAAAACAAUUGUGAACAUUUUGCAUACAAAUUUUUACAUCCACAAGGAGAGAUCAAUAAAAGAACCCUUCUAAAAAGGCGCUUCUAAACGUUCUUUGUCUGCAUUGUGUAGUCUUAUCAGCGAUUACACAAAUUCUUUCAAAAUGUUUAGUUUUAUGUACAUAUCUUUAAGCGUUCAUGUGAUGAGUGCGUGUUAAUUGUUUGAAAAUGAUCAUCAAGUGACCCUUAGCGGCAGACGGAAAUAUGACUGGACGGGACUACCGGAAUACGUGGACGUGUGGAUUGCACAACAAUUGCAUGAUUCAAUAUGCAUGGUUGAUUGUCCGAUAGUGCAGACGGCUGGAGACCAAUUCACUAGAUAAUAAGCUAUGCUGAGCUGUAAUAAUUUUUGGAAUCUAGGGCUGACCCAUGCUCGGUGCUAAUGCUAUCAUUAACCUGCCUUCAUUCAAUUUCUCCUAGAACUCCAAUCUGUAAAGUUAACCUAUAUCUUUUUAAAAGAAUAUCACUACAAACUAUUAAUACUAGUAAUAGAGAAUGCCACUUGCAAGUUUUGUUGGGCUUUUAAUUACAACUGACCAACGUUUUUCCUUUCGUUUUAGGUCGUAAAGGAAGACGAGGUAAACGAGGUUAGUUUUUUUGUAAGAGUUACCCAGGCACCCAAUUUAAGUGGGUCAUCUUUAAGAGUCACAACUCUUAGGUCCUGGGUAGACCAAAAAACUUCAAGUCAAGGAAUUUAAGACAUGGACGAAUUGUCUGUAAUGGCAUUUUGAACUGAAUUUAAUUUUGGAGCUCCUGUUACGUAAUCACACUCCUUUUCUCAUUUUUUUUUCAACCUUGGUGUUACACGCAGUCGUUACUAAAUUUCUCAUGCAAUUCUUCACUGACACUUUUGCGCUAAUUAUAAUGCCCCUACUACUGGUCGGUAGCGUAGCAGACUUUUCCGAUGAAGUCGCGCAAUAUACUUGAUCGCGACGAUAAAAAUACUUACUAGAGAAACUCCAGCAUGAGCAUUCCACUAAGCAGUGUAUAAUCCUAAGAUAGCUUGUACCAGGCGUUCAGAUUGUGGGGACGGCGCAAAAAGAUGUGUGCAGGAAAAACAGCGAAGGAGGGUAAGGGGUGAGUGACUAUCUCCCACCCUCUCUGCCUUCGCGCCUCACUACACUAUCAGAAGUCCUUGAGCAGGCUAAUCGUAAGAUCCUAACACCACAUACAAAUGGCACGUUUCCUUCAGGGCACAAGGGAGAUCCAGGUCCUAAAGGCGAAGAAGGCCCUCCUGGGGCCACAGGACUUCAAGGACCAAAGGGACCUCCAGGAGACCAUGGUGUGCAGGGACCAGAGGGUCCACCAGGUCAGUAUUCGGUAUUCUGGACUGCAUGUUGUCAUAAACCGAGGGAGGGGAACAAGAGGGUAAGCUCGCUUCUUUUCCUGAGUCUCCCUGCUUGCCGCUUCAUUUGCUCGCGUGCAGAGAGCAUGGGCUUCUGGCGUGCUCAAGCGCGCUCUUUUUUUCAAAAACUACCGUCGUCAUCAGUUUAGUGCUGUGUCAUUCACAGACAUCAUGAAAGACAGAAAGCCGUUGCACACGGGAUAUAAACCACAACGCAGGGAAAGACUUUUAAAGUGACUGUGCUGUAAAAACUGCUGCUUCGAAAAAGAGAAUAAGCUCUGCGACAGCACUAAACAUAUCUCGCCCCAUUCUAUUAAGUCAUUGGUUAAUGUCGCUACGUAGUGACUUGAGAUAUGCACGCGAAGCUAGAACGUUUACUAGUAAACAACGGAUUUUGGCCUUUUUUCUCGAUAAAUGGAAAUCAAACUUAAAAGAACAUAUAAAAUUGGGUCGUUAAAAAUGAAAAUACGAGAUAAUACUUUAAAAAAAUAAAACAAAAAUCUGACUUACGUUUGCCUGAUUUGUCAACACUCCUCCUCAUUGCUUUAGAUGAGUGCGCAACUUGUUCAAGCCAUACCCGUUUAAAUCAUCAUUUCCUACAGACGAACUAUACAACAAAUUAGGAGUGUGACAAAUCUAUUUAAACGUUAUAUAUUUUAUAGGUAAGGCUGGUCCCCAGGGCUCUAAAGGUGAUAACGGUUCGCAAGGGCCGUCUGGUGAAAAGGGGGAACCGGGUACUACAGGACGAAAGGGAGACAUGGGCCUACAGGGUACCAAAGGAGAGCAAGGUUAGACACUUUGUUAUGUUACAAACUACCAUGGUUGUAGGUAGAGCCCUGCCCAUGAAAUUUUGCCUGUCGAUUGUUAACCCCUUCAUAGGCUGCUUUAGAUAGAGGGGCAUAGGGGAUCCACACCUUCCGUCUUCCGUACCGUGCACUCACGACCCCCGCUCCUUUUGCCUUUGAUUUCCCCGUUUAGCCGUUUUUCAAUUGCGAAAUAUUAAGCACUGUUGCGUAAUUUCCCCGCCCUACUUCUCCCGCUUCUCACCCUAGUAGAACUCCCACCUCCCACAAAUUUCCUCUCCCACUUCCCGAACCCCUUCAGCCCCCCAUUCUCCCGGAUUCCCACCCUCCUUUUCCCCCACAACAAGUCAGGCUUAGAUAAAAAAAAGUGUCUCGAGAGUCAGAGGAGAUUAAUUGCCUUGGUUGUCCGACUAUGCGUAGACGAAAAAGGGUUUAACUAACCUGACUUUUACCACUAUCUAAAAAUGCAGUCAGUUCAGAACACAGUUAGCCUUGCCAAACUAGGUGAGCGAUUUUGAUUUGGCACGAAAGUAAUACAGAGGAUGACAUAAUGUAAGUUCAAAACAUAGGUAAACGAAAACGAAUGUCAGCAAAAAUUAUCAUUUUGUGAGGGAAAAAUCGUUGAAGAGGUAUUGUGCAAGAUAGUUGUAUUUCUUUGUGUAUUUUCUAACUGAAACUACAAGAAAGAAAGAGUUGUUAACGAUAGUGAAAAUUCUACUUUUUCAGGACCACCUGGCCCGCCAGGAACAUCGGUGAGUAAUCAUGUGAACAUGAUAACCAUUAUAACACAGUAACCAUUCUAACAUGUUAAACAUAGAGACAACGUAAUUUCUUGUUUUAGUGAUUUAUCAAGAAAGUCUCAGUAUUUUUAAUUAUUUUCUUAAUGAUGUUUUAUUUCUAGAUGAGCGAAAGCAUCCACCUUGUUGGCAACGGACAAAGAAUUCGAAACCCAAGUAACUGUCGAUUUCUUUUGGGACAUGUUUAACGCUAAAUUAGAAUACGUUAAAUUAAAAUUAACCACUAUCUAUGGUAAAAACUCUGGAUCAGUUAAACGCCUUGACCAAACUUUAAGUGGCUUGCUAAGCUGAUAUUAUGGGGAAUGGUUCCAUUUAAACUAGCUCUGCUAAGUUGAAUGCUCCUGGACAGAUAUUGAAUAUAAAUAAAUAAAUAAAUAAAUAAAUAAAUAAAUAAAUAAAUAAAUAAAUAAAUAAAUGGCCGAAUGCUAGAAUGUCCGAUGUGGUUUGAAAUACCGCAAAAAAGACGGGGACUUAAACGAAAUAUAACAUUACGGAAAAAAAACCUUUCUCAUUUCACUGCCAAGCUAAAUUUUUACAUCCUUUCACACCAUCUGUUUGAAUCAUGGGAGAGAUUUCUCUACUCAUAUAUAUGAUCGCCAAGUUGUUUAAGUGAGGAAACUGUAAGCUUUUAAGACUUUUUGUGGCAUUUUGCUGUGGUUUGUUAAUCAAGAAUUCAGAGCUCAAGAAAUAACGUAUGCACAGUACCUGCAUGAACAUUAGCUGGAUGCUAUAAGUGCGAAAGCUUUACAAGAAACGUUUAAGGGUUUCUGUCGAAACAAUUAACUUUUUUAAGUUAUUAACUUCAUUACUUAACAAGUUUUGGUUUUGUUUCCAGUAGAACCUCGCAUUACGAACUGGGAAGUAAGGCACAAAGAAGGCAGCAUCGUGUACCACUCAGAAUCUGGUCAUAUAGAGGUGAAGAAGACUGGAUACUAUUUCAUUUACAGCCAAAUGUUUUACUAUGAUGGUACCGCACUUCAAAUGGGUCAUUACACCUACAUAAACCACGACAAAGUUCUGGAAAGUUUGGCAAGCGUUGUUAGCGACCUGCGCAAGUACAAUACGAAGUAUCAUGGCGGGGUGUUCUUACUUCGAGCGAAUGACACUCUCUCAGUUCAUAUCCCAUACACCAAGGUUUAUUACAUGGAUAGAGAGGGAAGCUUUUUUGGCGCAUUUUUGCUUCACAAAUACGAUGCCGAUUAAGAAAAAACGGGCUGGAAUUCAACCCAUGUAAAAGACUUUGCUGGCGACAGACGCCCGCCACCCCUUGAUUAGAAGUAGAUGGGUCAUCGUGUAGUGCUUAGUAACAAGCAGCGGUGUAAAUGGGUUAAUAAGAAGUUCCUGGCGUAGAUAAAAAACUGGAAAACCAUUAAUACAUGCCUAACUAAUGAUUAAUAAGGAUAAAUAACACCGCAUUAAUUGUCUUAACUAAGCCCAUUUAACACAUGUACUUACUUUAUGAGAAUAGCUGAAGCUAUAAUAAUGCUUUUGAUAGUGCUUGUAUUUAACGUUACAUGAUCUGAACUGGCGCAGUUGGCUCUUGGUCUCGGUGCUGCCUGAUUUGUGCCUCGUGCCAGUACCUUGUCUCUGAUUGGCGGAGACGAUCAAUCGGACGUCAAUUGCAAACGUGUCGUAGCAGACGCUCCUUUUUCGCCUCAGUUCUCAUCCUUGAGGACGCUGUUUACGCUACUCUGAGCAAGCAUUACAAACAACAAUCCCUCAAGCACAAUCUUGGACAAAGUUGAUGGAAAAUUUUGAUCUUCUCCCUCCUCCCAAAUUAAGAAUGGAGAAACGGAGCGUUUUGGCUUUCGCGCGGCUUCAUCCUUGUUUUCGGGGGGAUGGGGGUCUGCUUUUUUAUUUUAUUCUGUCCACGAUUGUACACCUACGUUGGCUAAGGGGAGGGAUAGGUGGUUAGAGUCCCAGAAUCUUAUAUUGAUACGACUAAUCGACAUAGCAAAUCGUGUGAAACAACUAUCACCGUGUAGUUUCAGCUUUCCCUGAAACGAAACUGUUUGCAAGCAGAGGAUUUCUACCAACUGACACCACAAACUCCCCAAUUAACCAAACCAUUUACCAGUAGUAUCUUUUUUACAAAGGCUGUGUUUCUUUCCAUGCAGUAUCUAAGCGCACGGUGAGGAAUUGGCAAGUGCAGCACAGAUCAGGCAGUAUCCAUUACCGUCGACAACAUGGCACCGUACAAAUACAGAUCGCUGGAUUUUACUAUGUUUACUCUCAGAUGUAUUACUACGACGGUAUGGCUUAUCAGAUGACGCAUCAGUUAUACGUUAACUCGCGUAAAUUCAUGCAGAGUACAUCGGCUGUUAUAAGCGAAGAAAAAAAGUAUAGCACCAACUACAAUGGUGGUGUAGUGUUUUUGAAUUCCACAGAUCAUAUUUCCGUGCGAACGCCAUUCUCAAGAGUGUACAAAAUGGAUCCAGGAUUUAGCUAUUUUGGUGCAUUUCUGCUUCAUCCCACGACUAAUUAAGCAUUUUUU
Porites evermanni is the source of this 9050-nucleotide messenger RNA. NCBI's taxonomy places the organism in Eukaryota, Metazoa, Cnidaria, Anthozoa, Scleractinia, Poritidae. The record is from the annotation of a GenBank genome assembly.